AUGACCGGCAACGACUCCCUGAUCCAACAAAGCAACUCGGAAACUCCACCAUCCUUACGAAUAAGCCAGCAGACACCUAGUAGCGCCGUGCUGGCCACUGGCUUUAUCGAGAUGAGCCAACAGGCACUUCACGGCACCGCGUGUAAAGGCUGCCGCCGAAGAGGCCGCAAAUGCGAUCGCACACUUCCUACCUGCCUGAGCUAUGUUGAUGAUCUUAGCACUAUCUUCUACCUCGGCGAUGGAUUAAGAGACAACCCAAUGUUCUGUUACGUACUUCCGCUGAUAAACAGCGUGCCCCCCAUACGAUUCGCGAUCGCCGCAUCAGCAUCAUGUCACAUGGCAGCCAAAAACUCGGAUGAGGCACUGGAGCAAAAGAGCUUGUAUCUGCGUGUCCGUGCGACGCAUUUCCUCAGGGAGAGGCUGAAAGACUCAAGCAUAGCAACGGACCAAGCCACUUUAGCCAGCAUACUCAUGUUAGCCCAGGUCGAUAUGUGCUCGGGCGACUGCUUCGAGUUUGAGACGCACCUAAAGGCGGCAGUUGCUAUCUUGCGUGGCCGGCACAACGAAGAGAGCGUGGACAGAUUCUAUUUCGAACAGCGGCUUGUUUGGCUUGACAUCAUUAGUUCAACGUCUUCCUCGCGAGCUCCCAAUUUUACGGCGAAAGAAGUUAACAUGGCUCUCCAUCGCCACUCGAAUGCGGAUGGUAGAGAAUGGAGCUAUGACGUCUUCCCAUGUCCAAUAGAUCUAUUUGAGAUGCUUGUGGAUAUCACCAUGCUGUACAAAUCACAUCAAAACAGAGAUUAUCCGACAGAGAAGGAGCUGAAACAUGUAGAUUACAUGAUGGGCCGUCUCAGAAAAUGGGAAUCCCGCCAAAGCUUAUUUGGAUCUCGGAAGCACAUGGUCGAAGCUUGGCGAUUUGGUAUCAUGGCGUAUCUGGCACAGCUCUUCCCAGCUUUUUCUACCAUAGAUCAAGGGUCACAUCUCACUAGCCAGGUCCUCCAUCACGCAAAACUCAUACCACCGGCCAGCUCCUGGAGUUACUCCUUGUUAUGGCCUAUUUUUCAAAUUGGGAUUGCCCUUGAGAGUGGACAGUCGCAGGAGAAAGACUGGAUAAGGUCACGAUUAAAACUAGCGUAUGAAGCUGUUGGAUGCCGCCAUUUCAGGAAUGCAGCUGAUACUCUGGAGCUGGUUUGGGAGCCACGUACCCAAGGUGGUUUCGUGGCAAAUGGCAUAUACGAGCGUACCAUAAUACUAGCAUAA
Molecule: messenger RNA, 1260 nt
Organism: Clonostachys rhizophaga
Lineage: Eukaryota; Fungi; Ascomycota; Sordariomycetes; Hypocreales; Bionectriaceae
Source: the annotation of a GenBank genome assembly